Messenger RNA from Sinocyclocheilus anshuiensis, 999 nucleotides. RefSeq lists its product as uncharacterized. Bases 1 to 999 code for a protein of 332 amino acids. Gene Ontology annotation, cellular component: membrane raft; external side of plasma membrane. The transcript is spliced from 8 exons. The record is from RefSeq and is a predicted model, not a curated record. Lineage: Eukaryota; Metazoa; Chordata; Actinopteri; Cypriniformes; Cyprinidae. Gene Ontology annotation, molecular function: protein tyrosine kinase binding; MHC class II protein binding. Gene Ontology annotation, biological process: T cell activation; interleukin-15-mediated signaling pathway; positive regulation of ERK1 and ERK2 cascade.
AUGGCUGAUAAGCGUCACAUGUGUCUGCUGGGACUGAUCAUACUCUGUGCACUUCUCACAGGUAGCAGUGGAGCAGAAGUGACUCGUGUGUUCUGCAGUUCUGGUGAAAAUGCCCGUCUGUCCUGUAAUAAUGCUCUUUCUGACUGCACAUCAACUACAUGGAGCUAUAGCAGACAUUCAGGGACAGUUGAACUGAUUGCUGGAGGGAUAAAGAAGAAUGAAAUAGAGAGACAUGAGAGACUGAGUCUGGGCUCUGACUGCUCUCUGAACGUCAAGAAAGUCACAAAAGAAGAUUAUGGAUUUUACUCCUGCCGACAAUAUGUGAAUGAAGAACAACAAGGAACUGAUGUAUAUGUUUAUCUGCAUGUUCUUCAUGUCUCUUCAUCAUCCUCACAGUCUGAGAUCAGAUCAGGCAGCUCUGUGACUCUCUCAUGUCAGUUAUAUUAUGAUCAAGUCACUUGUGAUAUUUUGGUCGGUUCUGAGGGACUUCAGCUGAUUUGGGUGAAUCAGGCUGGUGUGAAUCUGCAGACAGACUCCAGAUUUCAGAUAUCAUUCUCCUCAGAACAGUGUAUCAGCUCUCUGACUACAACACUCCUGAAUGAAGAUCACAGCAGAGAGUGGAGAUGUCAGGCUAAACAGAGAAAUCAGCUGAAGACCUCUGCCACAUAUACUGUCAAGUAUCCAACUCCAACCGAAACAAAGACACCAUCUCCAGUCACCAGCUCUAAAUCAACUGCAGCUCCUACACAACCAGGUCUAAUGGGUUCAACACUGAAUACAGUCAGCCGCUCAAACUCUGAGAAGAAAUCAAGCCAAACUCCAGCAGCAGAUCCUACAAAACAAGAUAACAGAAAAGGGACUAAUGACUCUGUGGAGCAGAAAGAUGAUGUGACUUAUACUGAGGUUGCCACACACUGUAAAAUCCGAGCCAAAAAGAGCGAGGUUCAUGAUGAUGAUGAAGUGACUUAUUCUUCCAUCAGCGGAGCAACAGCUGGAUGA